This is a messenger RNA of Lates calcarifer (barramundi perch), 3130 nucleotides long. RefSeq names its product monocyte to macrophage differentiation-associated 2a (gene mmd2a). Gene Ontology annotation, molecular function: pore-forming activity. Lineage: Eukaryota; Metazoa; Chordata; Actinopteri; Centropomidae. The coding region runs from base 486 to 1205 and encodes 239 amino acids. Gene Ontology annotation, cellular component: membrane. The record is from RefSeq and is a predicted model, not a curated record. The transcript has 7 exons.
GUUGAAAAUGAAAAGGCAGGAGAGAGCGUUGUUGUGUUGUGGGGAGGGGUUGGUGUUUGCUGGUGUGUUAUCAUCAGCCAGGAGAGGGGAAAGGGGUGGGGAGGAGAGGAGAGGAGGGGUUACAAGCCCAGUCCCGCGGAACAUCCUGCAAACACAUCUGAGACUCGGAACAAAACUCUUUUACAGUUCCCCCGUCACUGCGAGCUGCGGCGCACAUCGCCUCCGCUCCACCGGAUGGCUCGUUGUUUGAUCUCCAGUAAAGCUCGAACUCUUUAGGCAAAAGUCGUUUAGUUGUUGUUGAAUAGUUGACCGACUCUGCAGGUCGUUGCCCCCGGUGGACUUAUGUGUUUAUGUUUGGACGCACGGCGGUGGGACAUCCGGAAUGGGGAAUCCGUAGGAGGGGAGGACGCUCACUGGUGUGCCGCUGUUGGUAGAUAGAGCGCGAGCGCACCAACGCAGUUGCGCGCACACGGUCUACGCACGAGAUGGACCUGAAGAAGACGAAAUUUGGAAGGUUCAUGAAUUGCAGGGUGCCAGCCAGUAGGAGAUACCAGCCCACUGAAUAUGAACAUGCUGCAAACUGUGCCACACAUGGGUUGUGGAUUCUUCCCAGUCUGGUGGCUGGUUCGGUGCUCUAUUUCUUGUCUGUGGACCAAUGGCAUCGUGUUGCUGCCUGGCUCUAUGGGAGCGGUCUCACCGGCCUGUUUGUCACCUCAACACUCUUCCACACUGCUGCCUGGAAAAUCAGCCACCUACGGAAGGUGGAGCAGCGUUUCCACAUGUGUGACAGAAUGGCCAUCUACUUCUUCAUUGCUGCCUCCUACUCUCCCUGGUUGAUGCUGAGGGAGCUCGGCCCCUGGGCGUGCCACAUGCGCUGGCUGAUCUGGGUCAUGGCUUGUAUAGGAUCCACGUAUGUCUUCUUUUUCCAUGAGAGGUACAAGCUGGUGGAGUUGAUGGGAUAUGUGGCCAUGGGGACUGUUCCUGCUUUGGUCAUCCUGUCCAUGGUGGAGCGUGCAGGUGUUUGUGAACUGGCAGUGGGAGGUGUCUUCUACAUGGUGGGGGUGGUCUUCUUUAAGAGCGACGGCCUCGUCCCUUUCGCCCACGCUAUCUGGCAUCUUUUUGUUGCAGCUGGAGCAGGCGUCCAUUAUUACGCCAUCUGGAGGUACCUGUACUUACCUGAACCGCUGCUGCAGACAGCGAGGUGACCGGCCCGAGAUCUCACCUGAGAUCACGUGGUCCCACAUCAAGUGUUUUGACCAAGACGAGUGUAUUUUAGUCGUGAGAUCACAACAACUAAACUGAUUUGAGGUUACACUGUCACUGCAGACUGCUGAGGAUCAGAUGAAAUUCUCCUCAGGAGGGACCAAACCCCUUUACUGUUUAUUAUAUUAUUAGACCAAACUUGUGAUGACCACAUGUGAUUGUGAUUGUGAUGCCAAUCUAUAGAGAAAGAGUGGAUAUUUGGAAUAUAAUUGAACAACUCUGGGUAUGAAUCUUAAUUUAUGCUCAUCACCUCAUACAGACACAGACAGGGCAACACAUAAUGUGCCAGAAAGUUUAUAUAACCAUUGUUCAGUAAAAGGAGUAGUUUGACAUUUUGGGGAAUUUGUUUCUGUUUUCUUGGUGAGUUAGGUGUUCAGAUUGAUACCACUGCUCAUGACUGUACGCUAAAUAAGAAGUUACAGCUAGCAGCCUGUUAGCAUAGCUUAGCAUGAAAACUGACACCAGGUGGGAAACAACUAGCUCUAACUGGCUCUGAACUAAAGUGACAAACUCAACGUACCAGCACCACUAAAGCUCUAACCUUGUGUCGUUUGUUUAAUUUGUGCAAAAACAGACACGAAAAUGAAGCACUGUGACUUUGUCUAAGUGUCUUUUCUUCACCAUGGGGUUCGUCUAGCAACCAAUGGAAGUUACUGCCGCUGUGCUAAACUAAGCUAAACAUCUGCUAGCUUCAUAUUUACUGUCCAGAGAUAAGUGUGGUAUCAAUCCUCUCAUUUAACUCUUUACAGGAAAACAAAUAAGUGUAUUUCUCAUAAUGUCAGUCUGUUCCUUUAGGCAUGCAUCUCUGUAACUGAACUGUUGUCUGUGACAACACAUAUUCAGCUUCCUUAAGCUUGUAAACCACCCUUUCUGUAAUCCAACCACCAGUAAUGUGCCAAAACUUACCAGACACACAUUCCUUCACAGUGGUGCUAGGAGCCAGAUUUCAAUAGAGGAACUCAGUAUCACAAUUGCACUGAUUUUGUUUUACUUCUUUCCAUUUUUGAACACCUUCAAAAAAUGAAAAAUGUAGUCAGCCAACAAACUUUUCAGUUUAAGUUUAAUGUUAGGGUUUAGGUCAAUAUACUAAAUGUUUCUCUGAGAGGAUUUGAACUUUAUCUCUCACUGUUGAACAUAUGAGCUACCACUGGUCUUAGGUUGUCAUAGACUGACUUACUACAAUAUGCAAACUGCUGACAGACUUAAAGUUGCCAAUAUCUGGGUGACACGCUGAUGUGACUUCAUCCUGAAGAAUCAAACAGGUUGACCAUCUUUAGGUCAAGAUAAAAGGCUGAAUGAUUACAGGCUUCAGUAGAACUGGCCUCAGAUGUGAUUCUGUUGUGAUUUCUAUUUAUCCUAAAUAGCACAAAAUAGAUUCUCAUGGUUUACUGUAAUGUGAUUUGAAAAGUCUAAUCUGAGAUUAUCAUAGAGCUAAUGUAACACUGACAAACUGUAUUCUGGGUCAAAUGUUGAAUUCACAAAGAACAUCAAGGCUGUAUGCACUAAUCAUUUUUUUAGAGGACUAUGACUGGCAACUGAUGCACACUUAUCCUCCUGCACUUUUUUUAUCGAACAGCAGUUGACAAUUUAAAUAGAUUUUGCUGAAAUCCUCUGAAUAUGACAGAAACAGCACAUGGGGAUUGAAUAUAUAUAGAUUAUAUAUGCAAAUUUCCAUUUUUAUUUUCAUAGUUUUGAUUUUUAUACUUCUUCAAGCACUGUAUAGGUCACACUUUCAGAUCUUCCCUAACCUCUAACAGAGCACUUACUCAGGAAGUGAACUUUUUUUUUCUUUUUAAAUCAAAUGAUCUAUUUUGUAAAAUUUUAUGUCUGUGAAAUCACUGAAUUAAAGAGGAGAUGCUAUAUUACA